Racocetra persica is the source of this 372-nucleotide messenger RNA. The record is from the annotation of a GenBank genome assembly. NCBI's taxonomy places the organism in Eukaryota, Fungi, Glomeromycota, Glomeromycetes, Diversisporales, Gigasporaceae.
AUGUCAGAUAGGCUUUUACCUGGACAAAAUAAUGGAGAAACCAAUAUUGAUUGGAUUAACAGAAUGAUAAAAAAGAAAUACAUCAAUUUUAUUGAUCAUGGAGAGUUUGAAAAUCCAGUGUUUGUUAAUAGCGGGGGUACCGGGGUCAUAAGAAAAGCCCUGUGGAAAACAAAAAAUGCAGUCAUCAUCUUAAAACAAAUUGUGCCUGAUGAAAUUAUAACAGAGCCGGAACAUCAAGAGCUUAUUAAGGAGAUCAAAGCUUUUGAUUCCAUUAGAGUUGGAGAACAAUCAGCUAUAAAUAAAAUAGGUUACAAAAAUGUCAUUGAAUGUUUUGGAGUAUCGCGUUUUAAUGAAGAAGAACCAUAUUUGCUC